AUGGGCAAGUCCUAUAACAACGCAGUUGCCGAGCAGGAGAUCACGAAACUACGGGCCCAGUUGUACCAAAGUGCCCACGACGCGACGACGUACCUGGAAGCACUGAAACACGGCCUUGCGGUCUACGAUCGGGUGCACCACUUGCAUCAUUCAAAGUCCGUGUCGUGUUUCUUCAGCGACGGUCUCGACCACGCGAAAGAAGCGGUGAAAGCCCUCAAGCACGUCGCUGAUCACAUGCACAAAGACGCUCGAACAAUUGAGAGCACUUCUGUGUGUCGAGCCAUGGAGCAGGCGUUCAAUACACUGGCGGAUCUCCACAAAGUGGCCGACGCCUACGACACGGAGUUUCCACCACCUGGCAAGAAACUACCAACUUCCGAGACGGUCGAGUGGCUCGUGAGCACCACGCGCGACGCCAAGUUCACUGGCUUUGCGCCAUUGCAGAAGCAGAUUGUCGAGGUGCAGUUGGCGACGCACGAGAUUGAAAAGCCUUCGAUCACGACCCUUGCGAAAGAGGUCAUGCACAAUGCCGUGAGCAAGAUCGAAGACAAGAUACUGGGCGACGACCGACAAGACAAGUGCACGAAAACCACCUGA
This is a messenger RNA of Hyaloperonospora brassicae, 597 nucleotides long. The record is from the annotation of a GenBank genome assembly. NCBI's taxonomy places the organism in Eukaryota, Oomycota, Peronosporomycetes, Peronosporales, Peronosporaceae.